GCGGCAGCGGCGGCGGCGGCAAGAUGGCGGACGUGCUGGAUCUGCAUGAGGCGGGAGGCGAAGACUUCGCCAUGGACGAGGAUGGCGACGAGAGCAUCCACAAGCUGAAGGAGAAAGCCAAGAAGAGGAAGGGUCGAGGCUUUGGCUCAGAGGAGGGCUCCAGGGCCAGGGUCCGAGAGGACUACGACAGCGUGGAGCAGGAUGGGGAUGAGCCUGGCCCCCAGAGGUCCGUGGAGGGUUGGAUCCUCUUCGUCACAGGGAUCCAUGAGGAGGCCACAGAGGAGGACAUCCACGACAGGUUUGCAGAGUAUGGGGAGAUCAAGAACCUGCACCUCAACCUGGACAGGAGGACAGGCUACCUGAAGGGCUACACUCUGGUGGAGUAUGAGACCUACAAGGAGGCUCAGGCGGCCAUGGAGGGGCUGAACGGGCAGGAGCUGAUGGGGCAGGCGGUCAGCGUCGACUGGUGCUUCGUCAGGGGCCCCCCCAAGGGCAAGAGGAGGGGCGGGCGGCGCCGCAGCAGGAGCCCGGAGCGCCGGCGCCGGUGAUGGCCUCCAGCCCUCCUCCAACCUUCUCCAUCCAG
Dryobates pubescens (Downy woodpecker) is the source of this 583-nucleotide messenger RNA. RefSeq names its product RNA binding motif protein 8A (gene RBM8A). The record is from RefSeq and is a predicted model, not a curated record. Gene Ontology annotation, molecular function: mRNA binding. The transcript is spliced from 6 exons. The coding region runs from base 24 to 548 and encodes 174 amino acids. NCBI's taxonomy places the organism in Eukaryota, Metazoa, Chordata, Aves, Piciformes, Picidae. Gene Ontology annotation, cellular component: cytoplasm; exon-exon junction complex; nucleus. Gene Ontology annotation, biological process: RNA splicing.